Prorocentrum cordatum is the source of this 1416-nucleotide messenger RNA. The record is from the annotation of a GenBank genome assembly. NCBI's taxonomy places the organism in Eukaryota, Dinophyceae, Prorocentrales, Prorocentraceae.
AUGGGGCGUCCGCUGCUCGGCGCGCCGCUCGGCCGUGGCCUCCAGAGAGCUCUCCACGGCAAGCCCUGCGGCCCGCUGCGGGCAGGCGCCCUGGCCGACCCCGAGGCGGAGGUGGCCAGGCGCGAGCGCCUCUCCCGCCCGGCGCUGGUGGCUGGCAUCUUGGGCGAGGAGACCGCCGACGGGGCACGCCUCGUGCGGAAUUGCGCCCGGCGCUGCGCGGGCGCUGCCAGGAGCUGGAGCGGGCUGGGCGGACAGGUGCAGCCCCACGCCCCUGGGACCUGGCUCGAGCGCGACCAGGUGUCGGAGGGCCGCGCCCUUGCGUUCGGGCAGGGCCUGGAGGCUGGCUGGAGGCUGGCCGAGCUCCAGGCGCGCGUGCAGGGGUUGGCGGAGCAGCAGGACGGAGCCGAGGUAAAGACCGCCGCGGGGUCGGAGCUCGAGGAGUCGUUUGCGGAGUCUGAGGGCGUGACAGCGGAGCUGCUGGCGCCCGCCGUCGAACCCUGCUUCCGCACGCGGCCCCAUAUCGCCGACGCCGAUGACGCGGAGGAGCCGCUUGUCGGGCUCGGCGUGGCGACGAGCGACGACACGAUGACCACGGCGUACUCGGACGAGUUCGCCUACCCCUCGGAGUUCGGCGUGGAACCCAGGGUUUUGUCGUACCUCGACCGUUCCGACGGGGCACUCUUGAGCGGCCGAGCGCAGGAGCAGGAGGACGACGCCGACCGCUGCGGCGUCGAGCACUGGCCCUGCAGCGAAGGCCACGAGCACAGGGAGGCCGAGGCGGUGCUCGCCGAGCAGGGGCCGCAGGAGGCCGAGCGGACUGCCCAGGCCGUCUUGAGGGGGCAGCCGGGGUUCACUCGGAAGCCUGCGGCCGACUACCACGCGGAGCUCGUGCGCGGGGCCUCAGCGCUUCGCCUCAGCUCGCAGGACCUCGAGGCGAUCGAGGCGCUCUCGCUGGAAGGUGAGGCGGAGAUCAUUGCGCAGAUGGAGCAGGCGGGUGAAGUGGAAGACUCGCUCUUGGACCUUAUGAGUCCCGACGAGGGCGAGGCAGUCGUGCUCCUCGACGCGCUGGGCGUGCCCGACGGCGCUGGCCGAGGCGCGCAGGAGUGCGACGAGGAGCUUGAUUCAGCGAAGCAGGAGCUGGUGCGCGCCAUGGAGCCUCGGCGCCUGAGGUGGAUCCGCCGACGGGUGGCAGAGAUGUGGCUGGCUCGCCUGGCUGGGUGGUUCCACCACCCCGAGGCCUGGUGCGCCCGAGACCAGCUCACCAGCUCCGAUGCCGAGUCCACCGUGCGCGGCGAGCACGAGGACGAGGCCACGUCGGAGCCGUUGAACGUCGCGCGGUCGGCUGACGCGCGCGGCGACUGUGAGAACGCAGGCGGUGGACCCCAGGCCGAAGGCCAACGGUGGGCGCGGAGGUAA